Plasmodium gallinaceum is the source of this 333-nucleotide messenger RNA. RefSeq names its product surface-associated interspersed protein (SURFIN). The transcript has a single exon. The record is from RefSeq and is a predicted model, not a curated record. Lineage: Eukaryota; Apicomplexa; Aconoidasida; Haemosporida; Plasmodiidae. The coding region runs from base 1 to 333 and encodes 110 amino acids.
AUGAUGAAUUUUAUAAAAGAAAAUUUUAUACAAAAUAAUGUUAUCAUAUUGGAAAUAAAAAAAAAAAGAAGUAGGAAUGCUAUAUUAGAUAUUGAAAAAGUAGAAAUAGAAAAAUGGAAAAAGAAAAAAUGGUUUAUAGAGUUAAUGCUGGAAAUGAAAAGAAAAGAAAAGGAAUACAUAAGAGAAGUAUAUGAAGAUAUGAUAGCAAAAAAGAAUGAGGACAAAAUUAGAAAUCCCAUGUUAGAAAUGCAAAAAAUUAUAUGGAAAAAACACUGUGAAGAUAUUCAUAGGAGGUGGAUAGAAAAAAAUAAUAAGGAAAUUUUACAACACUAA